ACAAUCGGCGAGUUUUGCUGCUGCUUUAUCAGAAUUUUCAGCAUUUUUCCAGCGCAAUUUUUAUUUGCAUUGAGAUUUUUCGUAAUCAAAUUGUAUUUAAAGCGGGCCUCCAUUUGCGGUGUGUGUAUGAAGUGAAAAGUUAUUUGUUUUUAUAUAUAUUGCACACCGAAAUUUAGUUGUUCAAAGUAUUGAGCGCGUGUCACAAAAAUAGCAAUUAACAGCCGCAGGGGAACAACGUUCUUUUGGUGCAGUUUAUUUCUUAUACUUUAUCCAGUGAAUAAAACGGAGACUACAAACUCUUGACAAAUGGUCGCAAACGCCAAUCUCCGAGGUGCCUUUCAAUAAGUUGCUUAGCUGUGCUAAAUAGUGUCUCCUAUGAAAUAUAAACAUUCGAGUUCCGUCUAUUGACCGCCGGUAGUUAGCGCCAUCGAUUUUGCAACAGAUUGAACUAAACCAAUAACAACAAAACAUACGUAGAAAACAAUAAAUAUAUAUGUUUAUAUACAGCUUGUUGUGAAUAUGGGCCAUUGAAUUAUAAACUGUCAGCAUUAUUUUAUUUGCAAUAGUUUAGUGGGCAUAAAAGUUAUCCAAUCAACUGUUUUUGUUGAUGUUUUCAGUAGUUAGUGGAAGCGCUAGUGGCGGUUGCGGUGUUGGUGAAGAUAAGCGUCUUGACGCUAUGAAUGCCGUCUGUGUGUAUGUAUCCACGGCGCAACUAGUAUUGCAGUCCGACACAACGGAGAGCAACGGACUCGGCGAGCAACGUAUGUUUGACCUUACCCGGUUAUUUGGACAACUAAGACAGCUGCUUUCGUGCGCUGUAUGUGCCCGUCUACUGAAUGACCCAUACGCACCACUCAAUAAUGCGCGCUGUCACCACAACGUUUGUCGGCUUUGUGUGCGCGGUCGAAAAGCUUUACGACCCCUUUGCAUAAGUUGUAAGGAUUUACAGGAUUUUAAAACUUAUGGCGAAAACAAGACGAUGCGUUGCUUACUGCUUUGCUACAAAAGCCUUUGUGAACAUAUGUUAGGUACGAACUUUUAUGCUCAGCUCAGCCGGCAAAAGGCUCAUCAGGCGUUGACGUGUAGUGGAGAGAAUGUUUUUGGAGUGGCAUCAAUGCCACAUAUGACAACAUGUGGUGACAUAAUUCAGGAAGGAGCACGAUAUGAGGACAUUUUGAAUGCCUUCAAUGCUGACUUACCGCAAAUAGGUCCUGCGGUAAAACUACACCAUCCGCUUGCCACUAUGCCAACAGUGGCGGCAGCGGCCACAAGCCAAUCGACACCAUUGUCCAUUAGUGCAGUUACGCCUCUAGCUCCGUUAACAAUGCCCCAAAAGCGCCUGCACACUCAAACCGCACCACGAUUGGCAACACCUCCUAACCCGCCGGCGGCGAUCACCAACAGUUCAUCAACUUUAAUACCAACACACGGAACCAUUAUAAAGCUGGAACAACAAAACACUAAUCUGACAUCUACGCACAGCCAUGCGCAUUUGGUUAUGACAUCGAAAGUGAAUUCAUCGGUGUCCAUACAAGCACAACCACACAAUCAAUCGCAUAUGGUGUAUGUGAAUAAUUUAAAGUCAGGAGUCGGUGAAUCCGCUAAUGUGCAUACGUCACAGCUAUGCGCCACUCAAUCCAUUGUGGGAAGCAACAACAACAGUAUGGCACCGCUAUCUGCUGCACCCACAAUUACAUACGUUGGUCCGAAUACGCCCGGUAUUGUGGUGCCUAUUGUUUCUUCAUCCGCCACAACUACUGCUCCCUUAACGAUAGCUUCAGCCAAGCUGCAAUCGCUUAAACGUCAAUUGGCGCAAGCGCAGGCACGCGGUGGUGCACCAAUUAGCAUAGCGUCUGCAGUAAAGGCUGCCGGUUUAACGCAUUCUGAUACACACGCUCCAAUCACUUUUAAAGUUUCGACUACAACAAAACCUACAUCAUCGGCAACAAUCUCGGCGGUGGCUACAUCCACAAUCGCAAACUCAAUAUCGAUAACCUCCGCCACCCCAACGACCACUACUGCCACAAUAACUACACAACAAAUACGAAACCCUCCUUCUAUAAAAACGGUUUCCAACGGCUCGGCAAUGUACUCUGUGUUGUACACCGGUGUAGGGAAUAAGAUUACAAUUAAAAGAAAGACCGACGGUGAUGAUGAAAGUGGGCAGAGAAAAAGCGUUGCAACUUCAAUUUCUACAUCGUCAACUCCCUCAACUACACCUGCGGCUACUAGCAACACACCAGGCAUCGCACAGCAACAAACACCUGCCAACAAGUUAAAUGCAAAACGGCGCGGUUGCCGCUGCGGCAAUGCCACCCCAACGCCGGGUAAAUUGACUUGCUGCGGUCAGCGUUGCCCCUGCUAUGUAGAUUCCAAAUCUUGUAUUGGUUGUAAAUGCCGUGGCUGUCGUAACCCUCAUCGUCCGGAUGGCGGCAAAGUACGUCCGGUAAUUCCAGAACUGGCUUGCUAUGAAAUUCAAAUGGCCGACGAAACUCCAAGUUUGAGCCCAACCGAUUUGCAGGUUGGCAACUUGCUGUCGACGCGCACUCACACUAUUUCCGCGGCGACAUCAACAUCGCCUCUUCAACUUUCUGCGCAUCAACAGUCCGCAACAGCUGUGUCUGAGCAACAUAACUCUUCGUCUACAGCAAUGUCGUCAUCCUCGGUGGCAACUGUGCCAUCUCAACUACAUUUGACAACAUGCACAUCCUCGCCGUCUUCCAAAGGAGCUACUCUAAUACCAUUCAUCAGUUUGCACCCCAUUUCGUCGCAGCAAUCGCAACACCAACAGCAGCAGCAACAAACCCAAACAAUCACAAAUAUAAGCAGUAACCAGCAGCAAUCCAAUAUAUUGCCAAUGGAAUCGGUACUGAUACAAAAUGCCGAGGGUAAAUAUCAAGUUGUCAACGUCUUGACGACGGGACCCACACACCACCAGCAAAACAAUUCCAGCAUCCAGCGCAUUCAUAAUAUUCCCCAACUACAAGUCGUUUCAUCAGCCUCUAGCAAUAGUAGCAAUAAUAAUAGCCACACUAUUUUGGGUAAUAUGACGACAGUGAAUAUUUUAUCAAGUACAACCACCAACACCGUCGCGUCAUCGCCCACGACUGUAACCACAAAAAUUUCUCCACAAAGUGUAUUGCUGCAUCAGCAACAACACACAAAUCGUUUGCAACAGCAACAACAUCAAUUACAACAAAAGCACCAUCAGCAACAGAUGCACGCACAGCGGCUAACUUCUUCCAAUAUCGUUACAACGUCUACCAAUAACACAACAACUUCUGCUGUAAGCAACAGUAGUGCAACAACCUCGAUACCUAUACAACUACAACAUCAUCCUAGCCACCACCAGCAUCAGCAACAGCAGCAUCAACUGCAUCAUACCCAUGCGCAAAACCAACAAAUUAAAUCAAAUAUUAUAACAAUGCGUCCUGCAAGUGUUAGCAACAGCAAUGCACAUCAAUCACAAACCCUCACACCGAUCCUAACAUCGAAUGCCUCAGCCACAACCAUCACCCUAUCGCCUAUCAUUAUGUCCUCGUCGCCCAACACUUUCAAGGCCGAAUUGUUUUCGGACUCCUCCGAAUCAGACUUCAUAAAUUUUACCACAGGCGCCGUAACAUCAACGACAGUCGUUAAUAGCGGCGGCAACAAUAGCAAUAUCAAUUCCAACAUGCUAUCCACAAUCUAUAGCCACAGUGGCCUUUCGAGCACGCCAACCGCGCCACGCAUAACAUCAGUGACAUCGCUGAGUAGUGGCAGUAAUGGGAGUAGCGCGAGUGGCAGCGCCAGUCGUAUGAGUUUGGGCAUGAACAUGAAUAUCUCAGGUACGGGAUCGCAUAUAACACCUGCGUUGGUGGAGGUAAUUGAAGCCAGUGAUUUGUAGCUGGAGGAAGAAUGGGAGUAAACAACUACUUGGGUAAGAAUACUUGUAAGAUAAAGAGAUCGAGAAUCAAAAUGAGGCAGCUGUUAAAUGUAAAGAAAUAUGUGCGGAGAGUUUUCGCUAUCACUAAAAUUGUAUAGCCAAUAUUUCCAAAAGCUGGCAUACGAUGGACACCAGAAAUUGUAUAACAAUUGGAGCAGUAUUUAUAUAUAUUAUAUAUUUUUUUUUUUUUAAUUUUUGGCGACGAUUAUUUGGCGUUAGCACAGUAUAGUAUUUACUUCAGUUGGAAUAUCAAAUAUUCUACUUGACGAAAAGAAUGAAAAUAUCUGUCACCGUUUUAAAAACAUUCAAGUUUACUGUGUACAGUUUUUAUUGGAUAAAAAAUUCGUAUACAGUACGGCACUGGGCAGUAGCAGUCGCUACCAAAAUUGCCACUUAUGGCCAAUUAAAGGCUGUAAAUUUCAUUUAAAGGCCGCCAAAGUAGGCCACAACUUUCAAGCUAAAUUGAAUUUAAACUUCCAAUCGUGCCGGAUUAAGUUAAGAUCGAAAAUACGCCGCGUUAAAUUUACGCUAAAAACAAAGAAUUUGAGAAUCUGUAGUUAAUUAUCUCGGGAAUUGUGUUAAAGAAUUCUCGGGGUAUCGGGGGUCGGGUAAUGGGUCAAGGUGUUCUAAUUGCAAUGUAAAAAACAACACCAUGCAUAUUCUUGUUGUUUCCCACUCGGCUAGCGAAUUUAAACGCAAAGUGAGUGGUUUAUUAUAUUUAGUGCAAUUAUUUAUUGUAAACAAUUAACAAUAUUUAUGACAUUUCUAUCGGAAAUUAUAGGAAAGAAAAUUUUUAGUUUCUCAUUUUAUUUAGUUUUAGUCGUCUCGUCUUAAGCUACUUUACCAAUACCACUAAGGUAUGUAGUACAAACUUUCGUAUAAUUCACAGAGGGACUAAGAAUAUCUUAUAAGGUAUCGAAGUCUUUUAUAUAACUGUAGUCACUAUCAAUAACCGCCUAAAUCGAAAAUCAUGAUUUCGAGAGGAAGCACACUUUAUACACAUAUGGUCAUUAAAUUAGGUAUCCCCCACAUUCAUACCGAAAAAGCAAGUUUUUUCAAUUAACAAUAGCAGAUGUUGAAUUGCAUAUAGUUUUUAUUUAUCAGAUUAAUAUAAUAAAUAUAAAUAAAGGGAAAUAGAUAAAGCAACUGGUUUAAAUGAUCAUAUAUUGCCAACGCGGGAAUAAAAAUAAAAAAAAAUAAUAAUAAUUGGCGCGUACACUUCUGUGAGGUUUUUGGCCGAGCUCCUCCUCCUAUUUGUGGUGUGUGUCUUGAUGUUGUUCCACAAAUGGAGGGGCCUACAGUUUCAAGCCGACUCCGAACGGCAGAUAUUUUUAUGAGGAGCU
This is a messenger RNA of Anastrepha ludens (Mexican fruit fly), 5268 nucleotides long. It is a transcript of the gene msl-2, whose product is annotated as E3 ubiquitin-protein ligase msl-2. The coding region runs from base 608 to 3886 and encodes 1092 amino acids. Gene Ontology annotation, cellular component: MSL complex. The transcript is spliced from 3 exons. The record is from RefSeq and is a predicted model, not a curated record. Lineage: Eukaryota; Metazoa; Arthropoda; Insecta; Diptera; Tephritidae. Gene Ontology annotation, molecular function: ubiquitin protein ligase activity.